CGUCACAACAUGGCGACUUGCUCAGGCGCCAGGGUCGAUUUAAACACUGAAAACAUUCAGUUCGGGGCUAAUAUGAUGGAAACGACUGGUGUGUGUGGAAUGAAGGUUACUCGUGGCCUUGUGGAGGGAAGCAGUUCCCCUCCAGCCCCCUCUAAAGAUAACCUUGAAGAGUUUGAGGGACUGCUUAAAACCUGCAGCAGCAAUGAGACCAGAGGGGAGACACCUGGAAGAGAAGACUGCCAAAUCGACCCCCUUGAUGGAGAACUGGACUCAAGUGGAGAUCAGAACAAGGACCAAAAGACAUUUGGAAAAGAGGUGCUGUUACUGAUGCAAGCUCUUCACACCCUAGCAACUCCUGAGGAAAAACUAGCUGCACUUUGCAAGAAGUAUGCUGACCUGUUGGAAGAAAGUCGCAACAUGCAGAAACAAGUUAAGGUGCUGCAGAAGAAGCAGACGCAGGUCCUUAAGGAGAAGAUUCAUCUUCAAAGUGAACACAGCAAGGCUAUUUUAGCUCGCAGUAAGCUGGAAAGCCUUUGCAGAGAACUACAGCGACACAACAAAAACCUGAAGGAGGAGAAUGCUCAGAGAUUCAGAGAAUAUGAGGAGAGACGGAAGGAAGCGACGCUUCAUUUUCAGAUGACACUUAACGAGAUUGAAGCGCAGAUGGAGCAACACAACACCCACAACACCAAGCUGAGGCAGGAGAACGUGGAGCUGGCUGAGAAACUUAAAAAGCUCAUUGAGCAGUAUGAGCUCCGGGAGGAGCACAUUGACAAGGUGUUCAAGCACAAGGAACUUCAGCAGCAGCUGGUUGAUGCAAAGCUUCAGAGGACCGCUGAGCUUAUGAGAGAGGUUGAGGAGAAGCAACAGCGAGAGAGAGAACUCCUUCUGAAAGAUGCGACAGAAUCUAGACACAAAUGUGAGCUCAUGAAGGAGCAGGAGCUUCAGCUGAAGCAGCAGCUUUCUCUCUACAUGGACAAAUUUGAAGAGUUUCAGACGACUCUUGCUAAGAGCAACGAAGUAUUCACCUCCUUCAGACAGGAGAUGGAGAAAAUGACCAAGAAAAUUAAAAAGUUGGAGAAGGAGACCACUCUUUGGAGGACCAAAUGGGAGACCAAUAAUCAGACCUUACUGCAGAUGGCUGAAGAGAAAACGGUGAGCGACAAACAGUUCAAGGCCCUCCAAGGAAAACUAGAGCGUCUUGAAAAGCUGUGCCGAGCCCUGCAGAGGGAACGUAAUGAUCUGAGCCAGAAACUGGGAGCCCUCCAGGGUCCAGCCAAAGAUCCUGCAGAGGAGGGGACAGGGCCUCCGGACCCACAGCCAGAGGAAGCUUUUAGCCACCCUACGCAUGGAGGGAUGGAUGGAGAGGUAGAAGGACAGAUGGAGUGUUUGGUCCCUGAGACAGAGAGGCUCGGGUUGCAACCAGACGACGAGGAGUCGACCAGAGAGCAGCUACAUGAUGACUGAGCCAGGCCCACUAAGGGCUGCUUUGUUUUGUGGAGGUAUAUAUAUUUUUGUGUAAUAGUUCUCAUAAUUAAGACUAAAUCAUUAUUUAGUAUAAAUACUGCUCUGUACAUUGGUGAUUGGCUUAAUGAGCACUUUUUACUCGCCUUUUCUACUGCAUCUGUAUUUUCUUAGGAUAUUUGUCAUGUGGUCCAGCAGUGGCUACAACUUUAACGCUCUGUAUGCUAUUUUUUCAUUUAUUUUGUUAAGGCUUUUCAUUUUCGCAAAUCUGUGUCCUGAUUUGGAAUUUGUAUUUUUAUGAUUGUUGCUAUUGAAUCUGGCUUCUAGGAUUAAAAUAAAUGGAUUCAGAUACAUAUAAUGAUCGACAUUUUGACCUCAUCAUGUAGUUAACUGACUAACUAACUGUGUCCAGGUAACAAUGCAAUUGCUGGAUGUUUGUUUUGCUUUGAUCUGUAGACCUUGGAGCUUUCAGUCUGAUUUAGGUAAUAUAGGAUUUCAUUUCUAUAAGUCUUAGGUUUCAUAGGUUUCAGCCCCCUGUUAUUCCAUAUUGAUAUAUUGUCUGUAUUUUUCAAAGUGGGAUUUUAGCAAUUAAGGGCUAAUUAGAUUUUUUAUAACAAGGCUGCUUUCAACAGAUUAUGUGAAAGGUCGGGAUUAGUGGCAUUAGCUGUAGUUUACAGAGGGCAUUUUUAUCAUGUUUGAAGUUUUUCAUUUAAUAUCCUUACUCUGAAACGUACCAGGCAUUCUUAACAACUGCAAGAACUCUUUGUGUGCGAAAUACAAAGCAUUUUUCCUUCAAAACUUGACAAAGAUGUAGCAGGUGUAGAAAUACAUGGUGGUAAACAUGUAAGGUUACUUACAGUCGUUUGUAUGCUACAAAUUGAAAAUUGAUUUGUGUGUGUGACACUAAAAGCCACUUUGGAAGAUUCUUUUGCGCUCCUAUGUUGUCAUGGAUCCCAGUCGCAAGCCAUAUUCCUCAUGUAUUUAAAAAUGGUAUGAAAACUAAAUCAUAAGAUAUAUGCAGAUAUUUAAGAACCAAGUCUGAAUUGACCAUAUUCUUGUAAUCACAACAUUUUGUUUGUUUUGUACCUUCAUAUGUAAAUUAAGGAAAACUUCUUUUUUAAAUACAUUCAAUAUCUGUGCAUUCUAA
Molecule: messenger RNA, 2611 nt
Organism: Trichomycterus rosablanca
Lineage: Eukaryota; Metazoa; Chordata; Actinopteri; Siluriformes; Trichomycteridae
Gene: txlng
Product: taxilin gamma
Exons: 9
Coding region: 10-1467 (485 amino acids)
Biological process (GO): regulation of cell cycle
Molecular function (GO): syntaxin binding
Source: RefSeq, a predicted model, not a curated record